Molecule: messenger RNA, 3895 nt
Organism: Spodoptera littoralis (African cotton leafworm)
Lineage: Eukaryota; Metazoa; Arthropoda; Insecta; Lepidoptera; Noctuidae
Source: the annotation of a GenBank genome assembly
AUGCGUGGUUCGCAAGCUAUUCGUGGAGGAACCCUAAAAGAAGCUAUAAGCACAGCUGACGAUCAAUCAACAUCUGCAUCAUGGUGGCAGGCAGGCACAGCUACACCGUUCCGCGAGAGCUCCAGCAGCGCCUUCUCGUCCACCCACGGCCUCGUGCAAACUCACCCUUCGGGCAGCGAUCCAUUUGCCUCCUUUGGUAGCAUUGGCAGUACUUCUGGACCUUCUUCUAACCCAUUCGCGUCCAGCGGCAGCGGUCCGUUAAGCGGUGGCGUUCGAAACAACCCUCUGCCAUCUUUGGCGAGGAAUGCCAACGGGAAACCUUCCCUGAAACAUCUGGACUUCACAAGCAGUGCGACAGCUGAACUGAGGAGGAACCCAGCUCUGUCAGCCCCUGAUGAGUGCGCUCGUGCUUGCCGAGAGAAUGAACCACCAAGGAUUUGCUACUACCACUUCACUCUUGAAUUGUACACGGUUUUGGGAGCGGCGUGUCAAGUAUGUACACCAAACGCUACGAAUGUGGUAUGGUCGCACUGCCAAUGUGUGUUGGCCGAUGGUGUCGAGCGUGGAAUCCUCACAGCAAACAGAAUGUUGCCGGGACCGUCCAUCCAAGUGUGCGAGAACGACAAAGUUGUCAUCGAUGUAGAAAAUCACAUGGAAGGUAUGGAAGUGACCAUUCACUGGCACGGAAUCUGGCAACGAGGCUCUCAGUACUACGACGGUGUGCCAUUUGUAACGCAGUGCCCUAUCCAGCAAGGAAAUACUUUCAGAUAUCAAUGGCAAGGUAACGCAGGUACCCACUUCUGGCACGCUCAUACUGGACUUCAAAAGCUUGAUGGUUUAUAUGGCAGUAUCGUCGUACGUCAACCGCCUUCCAAAGACCCCAACAGUCAUCUUUACGAUUACGAUUUGACUACCCACGUAAUGCUACUUAGCGAUUGGUUGCACGAGGAUGCCGCGGAGAGGUACCCAGGUCGUCUUGCUGUCAACACUGGUCAGGAUCCCGAGAACGUGCUGAUUAACGGAAAGGGUCAAUUCAGAGAUCCCAACACUGGCUUCAUGACUAACACACCCCUGGAAGUGUUCACGAUCACGCCCGGCAGACGUUACAGAUUCAGAAUGAUCAACGCUUUCGCUUCAGUGUGCCCUGCUCAAGUCACUUUCGAAGGCCACAAUUUAACUGUUAUUGCGACUGACGGCGAACCUGUCCAUCCGGUACAAGUAAACACCAUCAUCUCGUUCUCAGGCGAACGAUACGACUUUGUAAUCGAAGCGAACAACAUUCCUGGAGCUUACUGGAUCCAAGUCCGAGGUCUCGGCGAGUGCGGUAUUAAGAGAGCCCAACAAUUAGGUAUCCUCCGAUACGCCAGAGGACCCUACCAGCCUUCUUCGCAACCACCUACUUACGAUGUCGGCAUUCCUCAAGGAGUGGUGAUGAACCCGUUGGACGCGAGAUGUAAUAUAACCAGGAACGACGCUAUUUGCGUCAGUCAGCUCAAGAACGCCAAGCACAUUGACCCAGCUAUCCUACAAGAAAGGCCUGAUGUUAAAAUCUUCUUGCCUUUCCGUUUCUUCGUCUAUAGGCCCGAGAUGUUGUUCCAGCCGAAUACUUAUAACAGAUAUUUAGUUGCUCCUGGAGGAGAUCACGUGAUCAGUUUAAUAGACGAGAUUUCAUACAUGGCACCGCCAGCGCCUCUGAUCAGUCAGUAUGAUGACAUUAACCCUGAACAGUUCUGCAACGGUGACAACCGUCCGGCCAACUGUGGACAGAAUUGCAUGUGUACACACAAGGUCGAUAUACCUCUUAAUGCUGUUGUCGAAGUUGUGUUAGUAGAUGAAGUUCAAAUCGCAAACUUAUCUCACCCGUUCCACUUGCACGGAUACGCCUACAACAUCAUCGGUAUCGGCCGGUCACCUGACCAGAACGUGAAGAAGAUUAACCUGAAGCACGCUCUCGACCUCGAUAGAAGAGGUCUGCUCGAGCGUCACCUGAAACAAGGAGACCUCCCUCCGGCGAAGGACACCAUCGCUGUGCCGAACAACGGCUACGUCAUUAUCCGUUUCAGAGCCAACAACCCUGGCUUCUGGUUGUUCCAUUGCCACUUCCUGUUCCACAUCGUAAUCGGCAUGAACCUCGUCCUGCAAAUUCUUAACCCCUUGGACGCAAUCUGCAAUGUAAAGAGAAACGACGCUGUUUGUGUGAGUAACUUGAAGUCGGCCAGGCCAGUGGACAAAGCCAUCCUGCAAGAAAGACCUGAUGUCAAGAUUUUCCUGCCGUUCAGAUUCCACUUCUACAAGCCAAAGGAUCUGUUCAAGGAAAAUACUUACAGGAACUAUCUAGUGGCUCCCGGUGGUGACCACGUCCUAAGUCUGGUGGAUGAGAUCUCAUACCGAGCACCACCAGCGCCGCCCCUGUCGCAGAUGCAUGAGUUGUCCCCUGACCUCUUCUGCAAUGGAGACAACAGACCCGCCGACUGCGCCGUCGACUGCCGCUGCACACAUAUGAUAGACGUGCCACUCAACUCUAUUGUGGAAAUCGUACUCGUUGACGAAGUACAAUCACCGAAUCUGUCGCAUCCGUUCCACCUUCACGGUACUCCGUACAACGUGAUUGGUAUCGGCAGAUCUCCAGACAAGAAUAUAAAGAAGAUUAAUUUGAAACACGCCCUGGACCUGGACAGGAAGGGUCUCCUACACAGGCAGUACAACCUCCCACCCUUCAAAGAUACUCUUGCUGUACCCAACAACGGGAUAUUGGUUGUUCCACUGUCACUUCAUCUAUCACAUAGUAAUAGGAAUGAACCUAAUUCUUCACAUCGGCACACAAGGGGACCUGCCCCCCGUGCCUCCGAACUUCCCUCGAUGCGGCGACCACCUACCAACGAUCACUCCGCCGUACUUCCCGAUACACUGAGACAAUCGAGAACUCAAUGAUAAAUCGAUAUUCGUAAUCGAUUUGUGAAAAACCAAACAGGAGUGUAUAGCAUCGCGUACUGCCAUAUUUUGUUCUGUUGUUGAAAUAUGAACAACGUGCGAAUGGGAUAAAUAUUUGUUAAUGUUGUCUUGUAAAUAAUGUUCUAAGCUUAAGUUUCUGUUCUAAAUAACUGACAUCUGUUUCGCGUAAGAGACCAAAGUAUUUAAUCAGAUCACGAUCAUUAUUUAUAGAUAUAAGUAUACGACCAGCUUGUGAUCGAAGUGGCGACUAGAUCCGCCAUUGUUGAAUUCCUUUGAUGUGUGUAGUUAAAUGUUAUUGUUACUCGUUUUAUAAUUUUGUACAUAAAGUUAGAAUAGGAUGUGUUAUUGUUAGGUUAUAUUAGUGAGGGGCGUAAAUGUAAUGUUAUUCCUAAAUAAAUUUUAACGUAAAGGGGUUAAGUGCAAAUACGUAAUUACCAACUCGCAAUAUUUAGAAUGGUUAUUGUAAUUACAUCCUUCCGACAAGACUGCACAGUUUCUUUUGUCUGGGCCUGCGAACACUUCACUUUAAAUUGUUUGUUUCCAUCAUGUGUCGGAAGGGCUUGAUAGGCCUUUUAACUUUAUAAAAACAUGUUUAUUCAAUUUACCUCAAGUUACCGACCAUCAUGUAACUUGAGACCGUAACCUGUGUUACGGUGUAACGUGUAUCUCUAUGCAAAAAUUGCAAUGAUAUUAGUUUGUAUCGCCAUUCAUAUAAUUUAGUUCAUGUACAAUUCAUAUUCACUCUUUGAGAUGGUUGCAAAGCGCUCACGAGAUAAUCUUUCACUUAAGAUAAAAACUCGCAUUUCUAACGUUCAGAGAAACGAUACACGGAUGCCUGAAGACAGAAAAAAUAUGAAUGCCUGCUUAAUUAAUACUUUCGUCGCAUUCUAAACGAUGAAUCAUCGUUAAUACGAUUUUAGAAUUACAUUUGCAAAAAUAUUCU